This is a messenger RNA of Epithele typhae, 2238 nucleotides long. RefSeq lists its product as uncharacterized. The record is from RefSeq and is a predicted model, not a curated record. Bases 1 to 2238 code for a protein of 745 amino acids. Lineage: Eukaryota; Fungi; Basidiomycota; Agaricomycetes; Polyporales; Epitheliaceae. The transcript is spliced from 12 exons.
AUGUCCACCGACCCCCAACUCGCGGUGGAGGCAUCGAGCUCCGCGAUCACGACGGGGGUUGUCAUCGCCAUCAUCGCCGGUGGACUCGUCUUCCUCGGGGGGUGCGCCGCGGUGUUCCUCAUCAUGAUGAGGAGACGGACGAGCCACCGGUACCACUUUGUCGACACGUCCGUGACGGAUCGGCCACCGCGAGCAGGGGCGCCGGCGAUCAUGACUGUCGGGAGUGGGUACGCGCCGCCAGCGCAGGGUCUGUCUAUGGCUCCGCCGCCUGGCGCGCCACCUUCCGGUCUCGCUGCUGGGUCAGCGAUGGCCUCCUUUUGCCUCGCUCUUCAGACGCAGCAGUUCGGCAGGGCCGACGCAGACUCGGACACCGGGGGCGGGGGCAUGAAGAUCUCCAUGGCCGCCGCCAUUGGCAUCCUCGCCGGCGCCGUCGUCGGCGUCGCGAUCCUCAGCCUUUGUCUCAGCGCCGUGUUCGCGCGCAAGCGGCGUUACAAGGCUCCCCCACCCGCGCCUCCUGCCCCAGCGGAGGAGAAGAAAAGGCCGGUAAGAGCUGAACAGCCGCCUCCGCCGUACCAGGCGCAGACGCCGCAGUCGCGGCUUGCGCGCCCGCGCCCGCGUGUCGAGGAACCGGCGGAGGUCAUGGUGGACUCGCGCUUCUAUUCGCGUCUGCGCAAUACCGACGGCGCAUACACUCAGCGUCCGUACUACGAACGCACCAUGCCGCCCUAUGAGCAGCAACAACAACAAGGGUACGCGCCACAGCGACGCCCGACGUAUCCUCAGCCGUACCCUCAGCAGCAGCCCCCCUCGUACCGCUCCCCUCCACAGCUGUCCCCGUACGGCCCACCGCGGCGCGCAGGGACGCUUCCUCUCACCAGACCACCUUUGGAUCAGCAGUACCCCCAGCAGCUCUACGCGCCACGCGCGCCGUACCCCGACCAGCAGCAACAACAACAAUAUACACCCUUUAAUCCACAACCAUACGCGCCCCAGCCGCUUCAGCAGUCCUACGCACUGCAAGAGCCCUACGCCUCACAGGUCCAGCCCUACGGGCCGUCCCAAGGCCCGCAACCGCCAUACGCCCUGCCCCCACAGCAGACGUACGCGCCCGUCCAGCAGCUGCAGUACGCGUCCGCUCAGCAACAGCAAUCGCAGCCGCCCUACGCCACACCUGCAACGGGCCUGUCACAACCCGGGCCGCCGUACCCCCAGCCACGGCGACACGCGCAGGCCGUCAACGUCCCCCCCUCCCGACAGGCGCAGAACCCCGCCCCCGCCCCCGUCCCAGGGGAGCUCCUCCCGCCGCCUUUGCCCGCGACGACGGAGGUCCCCCCGCCUCCACCGCCACCCGGGACGGCCCAGCAGCCGGCAGGGCGCGACGUCGCCGCGGCGCCGCCGCCGAUACGUGCGCCGCGCGCGCGGCGGCCCUACCCCGCGUUCAUGCGGCCGUCCGAGCAGGGCGGGGGCACGGCGCGCGACCGCGACGGACCGUUUCCUGCGAUGACGAUGCCGCGCACGCCGGCUACGCCGCACUAUGCGGGGGCCAGGGCCGGGGCGCAGCAAAGCUAUUGGCAGGUCGUUCUGCGUACUGCCUCGCGCACGCGGAAGCCUGUCGUGCGUCUUCGAACGGCGUUGCUUGUGUCGCCCGCAUCGGUGGCACCGACGUCGGGCCGCUGCCUUGCGGUUGCUGGGCGUCGGGGUCGUGGCGUGCGCAUCCGCGCCACCAAAGCGCAACUGAGUACUUCCAAAGCCGCGUCGCUCAGCUUUCCAGGCCGCUCACGACGGCCAGAGAGCCAUGCGCGAAGCGAAGUGAUCACGGGUCUUAUCGAGUCCAUCGCGAACGACCUGCGGCGCGCCGUCGACGACAUCCCCAAACAAGGCACCGAGGCGUUCGAAGAGGACGAGGAAAGCGUGGACUAUGUUCAUUAUGAGAUGACCUUUACCGACAUGCUCUUUGGGGCGUUGAAAUUCGUCGAGAAUAACCCCGAAGACUCCCAGGCGCACCCCCGGCGUGCGUUUACGAUUCGAGCCAAUGAAGCGAGGCGCUUGCGGGACCUCAUGGACAGGGUCAAGCAGGGCGUGGGGCAGGUGUGUAGCCGGCUCAAGCAACAGGAGGCGCUCUUUGGAGAGGUGUUCGAUGGGCAGAGCUCCAAGCUCCAAGAGGAUAUCCGGGGCCGCAUCGCUGCAUUCGAGGCCGACGGGGACGACGCUGAUGGGGCUGAGCAGAAUCGACACUAG